UCUCCCUUCGUCAUCAAUCAUCUUCCUCCAAUUCAACGACGAGGCAUGGGCAUCGUCAAAGACGCCAUAGUUUUACUCAUAUGGUAAUUCUCAGAAAUGGGAAAAGACUCAGAUUGUUUGCUUAUUACAGGUACUGUGACUUCACCUCCAAGUUGGGAAUAUAAAUCCAAGAACCCUUUUCCCCGCAUUGCUGUUGAUGGCUAACCUUGAAUUCUUUUCUUUGAUCCAACAUCACAAUGUCCCCCUACCCAGUACUCAACCCAACUUUAUCUCUUCCUCCCCCAAAUCCGGCACCGUGAUGCACCCGACCAACAAUGCCUUCACCAACCACCACCAUGGCCGAACAAUAUCUCAUCUGCACCGCCUGCGGCACCCAACACCCCACUACCGACCGCUCCUCCCUCAAGACCUGCUUCAUCUGCGACGACCCUCGCCAAUUCGUUCCUCCCUCGGGGCAAUCCUUCACCACCCUCUCUGACCUGCGUUCCUCCACAUCUCCCAAGUACAAGAAUGAGUUCCACCCAUACAAGUACUCCAGCCCACAGGAAAAGUUCGAGUCGUCAAAGUCAGACUCAAGCGGGGAGCCAAAGGAGGCAACGAUAGACGAGUUAAAGCAGGCAGAACUCAUCUCUAUCGUGACCACCCCCAAACUCGGCAUCGGCCAGCGCGCCAUCCUCGUCAAAACCCCCUCGGGAAAAAAGGUACUGUGGGACUGCGUGGCCUUUUUGGAUGAGGAGACAGUGAGCAAAAUCAAGCAGCUGGGAGGCGUUGAUGCGAUAGUGAUUAGCCAUCCGCACUUUUACACGACGCAUCUGGAGUGGGCAAGGGCUUUUGGUGAUUGUCCUGUUUAUUUGGCAGCGGAUGAUAAGAGGUGGAGGGCGAGAGUGGAUGAUGCUGUCCAAAGGGAGAUUACCGAGGAGGAAACGAGGAUUACGAACAAAAAGGGGGAGGAUUUGGGGGUUGUGGCUGUCAAGUUGGGUGGCCACUUUCCUGGUAGUUUGGUCCUCCACAUCCCUCACUCAGGCCAUCUGCUCACGGCAGACACAAUCUUCACCACUCCCUCUGGGCUGUCUAACUGGGAAGUGAAUGCCCUUGGAGAACCUCGCUCACGACCAAAAGACACCAACUCUUACUCGUUCAUGUGGAGCAUUCCCAACCUGAUCCCUCUGAGCGCAGGUGAGAUUGCGCGUAUGUGGGGGAUCUUGAAGAAGUAUGACUUCAAGAGUACUCACGGCUUGUUUCUAGGCCAGGACAUUGAGGAUGUUAAUGUCAAGAAGAGGGUGUUGGAGAGUGUUCGGAUUCAGCUGAGGAUGAUGGGUCUAAAGGAGCAUCCUGUCUACAGUGUAUAUAUCUGACGAGAGGGACGUCAGAGAGUUUCCAUGGUGAUGUUGGUGUUAGGAUUCAGAAAACAUGAUGAUGGUCCUAAUAGUGUUGCCCUGGGGACAAAAAUAUCAUUGCAAUCGUCAUCGCCA
Messenger RNA from Neurospora tetraspora, 1472 nucleotides. RefSeq names its product beta-lactamase-like protein. The transcript has 3 exons. The coding region runs from base 315 to 1355 and encodes 346 amino acids. Lineage: Eukaryota; Fungi; Ascomycota; Sordariomycetes; Sordariales; Sordariaceae. The record is from RefSeq and is a predicted model, not a curated record.